AGCUGCGAACUAGACGCAUCCGAAUCAUAUCUCUGCUUAUCAGCGCAACAGAUUCUGAAAUUGUGAAAUCAAAUUUUAAAACGGCGACCUUGGGCAGCGAUAACUGCAGAUAGAGCAUCGAUAAAAAUAUGUUUCGACAACAUUCUGCUCUACAGUUUUACAGCACUGUAAACUGAGGUCUGGCAACGCUGGCUGCGAUGUUUAAAUAUUUCGUUUUCUCGAAGAAAAAUAAAUAAGAGAUAUGCAAGUCCAAUUAAUAAAGCAACCAAGCUUUGUAAAACCAUUAAAAUGAGAAGAAAAACUUUAAAAGCAAAGAAGUGCGACCAGACAAUCGAUAAAUGCAGCGCAGUCUUUAAUAUCGAUACUUGCGAUAGUGCAAUUAGAAGAAAUACGGAAAAUAAAUAAAUCAGCCGCAACAUGUCAAUAAUAUUGAGACGGAACCUGCGAACGUCUUGGAUGGUAAAGGCCUGCUACAGCUCCAACGCGCAAUCGGGGGACUCCGCCAAAACAAUACCCAAGAACCUGCUAGAGGACAAGCAAACGGCCGUUCUGCAAAAGGAGAACGGAGCCAUCUUCGACAAGCGGCCCUUCAAGCUACACCUGGAUAAAGAUAAAACCUACAGCUGGUGCCUGUGCGGCAAGUCCAAGUCUCAGCCCCUGUGCGAUGGCAUGCACAAAAACGAGUUCCUCAAGAUCAAGCAGAGGCCCAUCCGCUUCAAGGUGGAGAAAACAGGGGACUACUGGCUGUGCAACUGCAAACAGACCACCCACAGACCCUUCUGCGACGGCACCCACAAGCAACCGCACAUCCAGGCAGCCGUUAAAUAGUCCUAGCUUCUAGCUCCUAGCUUUCGUCGAUGUACUCGUGUGGGAAAAUGAGAAAUGCAUUAAUUUUGAUCAA
This is a messenger RNA of Drosophila gunungcola (fruit fly), 901 nucleotides long. RefSeq names its product CDGSH iron-sulfur domain-containing protein 3, mitochondrial. The transcript has 4 exons. Gene Ontology annotation, cellular component: intracellular membrane-bounded organelle. Bases 418 to 828 code for a protein of 136 amino acids. Lineage: Eukaryota; Metazoa; Arthropoda; Insecta; Diptera; Drosophilidae. Gene Ontology annotation, molecular function: 2 iron, 2 sulfur cluster binding. The record is from RefSeq and is a predicted model, not a curated record.